Messenger RNA from Leguminivora glycinivorella, 726 nucleotides. RefSeq names its product allergen Tha p 1-like. The transcript has 2 exons. The record is from RefSeq and is a predicted model, not a curated record. Lineage: Eukaryota; Metazoa; Arthropoda; Insecta; Lepidoptera; Tortricidae. Bases 37 to 396 code for a protein of 119 amino acids.
CAGGAUCGCAGUACCAGGAGAUCAGAAUCAUCCAAGAUGAAGACGGUACUGUUUGCCUGCCUGAUCGCGUACGCCGCCGCGCAGACGAAAUACGACUCGUCUCAUGAUGACGUAGAUCUGUCCGAGGUGUUGGGGAAUGAGAGGUUGCUAGUGGCGUAUACAAAUUGUUUGGUGGAUAAGGGCCCGUGCACCCCGGAGGUUAAGCAGCUGAAAGAGAAACUUCCCGAGGCCCUCUCAACCCACUGCUCCAAAUGCACAGACAAACAGAAGAGCGCCGGCAAACAGCUGGUCAAGGAGCUCAAGGACAAACACCCCGACCUCUGGAAACAGCUCGUCUCUAAAUACGACCCCAACGGCAAAUACCACAAGUCCUUCGAAGACUUCCUGAAGAAUUAAGCUUGUCUAUGACAGGAUUUAGACAGACAAUUUUAUUGCGCAAUAUCUCUGUCUCACUUUUAAAUCAUGUGACAACUAAAGGUGCACCCAAACUUUUCUGGAGCGAAACUGCAUUGCAGGAAAAUUAGGUAACUUAUUUAAAUGCACAUUGUAACUCCGCAAAAGUAAAACUCGGUGUGCUUGGACAUUUGUAUUGCGCAAAUUAUUGAUCCGUUUUUAUAUGAUUCGGGUUUUACUUCAAUAUCAAUAUUUGGGAGUCGAUGUUUGAAUUUCUGUUUUAUAUUUUCUUCACUGAUACUGAAGUAUAAUAAUAAAAAGUUGAAAGAAUAA